AUGAACCUGCGGAGGUCGCUCUGGCUGUUGGCGCGCAUCACCCUGCCCGUGGUGGGCUUCUCCCUGGCCUGCCUGGGGGCCUUCCUGGUGUCCCUCCGGAGCACCAGCAGCAGCAGUGCUUCUGCUUUCAUGGAGAUCUUCGCCUACGUCUGCAUCAUCUGCGGCCUCCUGGUGCUCAUGGUGGGCGUGUCCUGGACCAUCUGCCUGGGCAUGAGAAGCAAGGUGUACCAGCAGCACAGGGGGAGGCAGCCCGAGCACACCAUCCACGUCCACACUGUCGACAGACCUGAGUUCUACCCUCCCGCCUACGAGGAAUCGCUCGAAAGAAACAGCGUCGAUGCCCAGGUUGUCGUGGCUACUGAAAACGAGCUCCAUUACAGCACGGCACCCCCGAUUUACACGCGUAGGAGCUCAGAGGUGCCGAAUGAUGACUUCAGCAGUGAGGAACCGCCCUCCUACAAAGAGGCCAUGCUCCAGGAUGAGAGCAGCUCACGCGCACAGAUGAACGGUCCCGAGGUGGACGGCAUGCUGGCCAGCGUUCCUCUUGACGGCCGUUAG
Megalops cyprinoides (Indo-Pacific tarpon) is the source of this 558-nucleotide messenger RNA. Its product is annotated as transmembrane protein 252-like. The transcript has 2 exons. The record is from RefSeq and is a predicted model, not a curated record. Bases 1 to 558 code for a protein of 185 amino acids. NCBI's taxonomy places the organism in Eukaryota, Metazoa, Chordata, Actinopteri, Elopiformes, Megalopidae.